Messenger RNA from Cicer arietinum (chickpea), 1963 nucleotides. RefSeq lists its product as uncharacterized. The record is from RefSeq and is a predicted model, not a curated record. Gene Ontology annotation, molecular function: zinc ion binding. NCBI's taxonomy places the organism in Eukaryota, Viridiplantae, Streptophyta, Magnoliopsida, Fabales, Fabaceae.
CCCUCUCUCUUUUGCAGAGUUCUGGACUCUGAUUUGAUAUUUAGAGAGAAUCGACUCUUAUUCCAAAGGUCGAGGUAAGUAAAACAACAUUCACAAACAUUGUACUUUUGUCGUUUUGAACUUGUUUUAUUUAUAACACUCAAAUCAAAUUAUGAUCACCCAACACUAUCCAAACAACACCAAUUUCAACGUCUCUUCAUCACCAUUUCCCAUUCCUAAAAGAAAAUGUCAAAAAUCACCACUCCUCAUUCACCACCUUCAACCACCACCCAUAUUCAACUUCAUCCAACCACCCCUCAAAAAUCAUCUCCUUACCCUUUAACUCCAAGCAUUGUUAAACGAAUGCAAAAUGAUGAAUCCCCAUCUGUCACCAACAAGCAAAUUUACUGUCGUUGCGGUCAUGGCUUUUGUGAUGUCAAAACUUCUCAAAGUAAUAAUAAUCCUGGGAGGGAGUAUUUUGCAUGUCCCAUCAAAAGGGGUGCACGUUGUAGUGCUAUUAACUUUGUUAAGUGGUGUGAUGAUCCCAUUGAUGAGAGUUAUUUGCAUCCUCCGUUGAUUAAGUAUCCUGAGUGUGAAUGUGGAGCUGGAGUUUGUAGAAAAAUGAAGGAAACUGAACAGGGCUCAAAUAAGUUUAAGUACUAUUUUGCUUGCCCCAUUAAACCGAAUCAUGGAUCUUGUGGUUACUGUGUGUGGGAAGAUGAACUACUCAACAAUGCAAGCAUUGAUCCUAUCCGACAGAGCAAGCACAGAUCUCUCCAUGAAUUUCAGGAGGGAGACCAGAAUGAUACAGCUGGCAACGACCUAGCUAAUGACAUGGGCGAGGGAAGUGAUUUCAUAUUAACUACCAAAAGGAUGAGAAUAACUGACAAUUCCGUGAAUCCUUCUCCUGUGGCUGUAUCUGAGACUCCUGAGGGAAAAUGUGAAGGAUCAUCAAUUGAGGUGGCCAAUUCAAAACAUGUUGAUUGUCCGAAAAUUAAGGAUGAUCUAGAAUUGAACAACUUAGCCUCGUGGGCGGCUAUUGGUUUUGAUGAUCCUACAGUCGUUCCUAAACAAACUAGUACUCUCAAUAGUCAAAGUGAAUGCAAUGACCUUGCUAUUAAGAGUCCUAAUCAAUGCACCCAACUGUCGACUAAUGCAGUAACCCCCAACAAAUCAUCACCAGGAAGUGAAAUCAAGCUAAAGGCACAAAUACAAGAAAUGGCGAAAUUUAGGCAGCAGCAACUUCUCAACGAUCUCAAAAAUUUGGAUCCUAGUCAGCACGAGGUUAAGAAAGAGACAGCAGAAGCCACUUUCUAUUUGUUAAAUGUUUUAGGAUUUGAGUGUAAACAGUUUUCUGGCUUUGUAUGGGAAUUCAUCAACCUGGUAUCAUCGAUGGCAGAAAUCGACAACUCCAUGGUAAAUUCCCUAACUUUGGAGGAGCAUAAUAAAUUAUUGGAGGAGGAGAAAAUGAGACUGGCUAACAUCUGUGAUGACCGUAUGAAAACCGAGGCUUUGCUCAAGGUAUCUAAUAAGCAGAGAAAUUCGCUUUGCGAAGAAAUCUCUUGUCUCGAGGCCAUGCUUUUUGAAAAACGAAAUGAGUUGAAGUUUUGUGAGUUGGAGACAAUAAAGGUAGAGACUCAACUCGACGAUUUAAAAAGAAGAAUGUCGGAGGUUGACGUAACCAUCAAAGAUAAAGCUAGACAAGCAGAAGAAGCAAGGAAAAAAUUUGUGGUGAGAGGCACAGAGAAAAUUGCAGUAAAGACAGCAUUGGAGAAGGCUAAACAUGCAUUGGAAAAUUAGUUACUUAUAAAUAAUUUGUAUAAGUUGAUUUCAUCCUCCUCCUUGCUGCAGUCACUAUGCAGUGUCAAUCUAACAGUAUGUAUAAUGUGUUAUUAGUAGGUAUUUGUUUUUAACAUUUUCAAUUUGGAAGAUGUAACAAUGUUUUAGUAGAUGUUCUCCACUGCACAAGUCAUUUUUACAUUUA